This is a messenger RNA of Mytilus californianus (California mussel), 793 nucleotides long. RefSeq names its product fucolectin-like. NCBI's taxonomy places the organism in Eukaryota, Metazoa, Mollusca, Bivalvia, Mytilida, Mytilidae. The record is from RefSeq and is a predicted model, not a curated record. Bases 110 to 763 code for a protein of 217 amino acids. The transcript is spliced from 3 exons.
UAUUGCAUGAAGCAGCUGUUACAGGAUCUAUUCAGGCCUCAAAUUACAGAAGUUUGAAAAUAAAAUAAAGAACAGCAAGUUAUGAACUAUUACAAGGUCUUAGGCAAUAAUGAAAAUGCUGUUCUUCCUUUUACUUUCCUUGCUUCACGUUGGGCUACCUAGUCGGAUAACAUUCACGGGAACCGCUAGCAUUAGUUGUUGCAGUGAGUUAGAGAAGAAAGUUAAACAGUUAGAUAGAAGAGCCGAAAUCAAUGCAUUGAAGGCAAAAAUUGAAACACUUGAAGAACGUAUUGCAAAUAUCGAAUAUAAGAAAACAGGAUCGUGUGGUAAGAAGAAUCUAGCAUUAAAUAAGAAAUGUGGACAAAGUUCAUAUAAGGAUGGAUCCGCAUGUGGUUUGGCUGUUGAUGGGAAUUUCAAUACCGUUAUACACACAACAUAUUUCUGGAAGAAUAAUGCUUGGCACGGCGAAACUAACCCGUAUUGGUGGGUUGAUUUGGAAAGCAGUUGUGUGGUAAAACUAAUCAAAAUAUACAACAGAAAAGAUUGUUGUGGUAAAAGAUUCCGCAAUGUUGAAGUUACCAUCGGAAAUUCAUUAGCUUAUAUGAAGUUUUGUGGGUAUUAUAAAGGAACAGCUACAAAAGGAGAAAUAAUAUCUAUGUCCUGCAGAGAACCAAUGGUAGCACGUUACGUAAAGGUGAUGAUGAAGGACCAGAAUACAGAAGAUACAAUACUAAAUUUUGCGGAAGUUCAAGUGUUCUCUUAGAAAAUAAAAAAAGUAUCUGAGAUAUCUAAA